GUAAUACAAUUAAUGCUGUGAAAUCUUCUGAUACCGUCCUCAGUCAAGCAUAUCGUACACAGGCCGUCGUUUCGGGCCUCUGCCUCCGGCAUUCUUAUCCGCCAUUCACCAUGAUUUGAGCCGAAUAGCUUCACUUCGGUUUCGCUCACCGCCCACGUGCACACCAACAUCACUUCAAUAACAAGCAAACAACUUGCUCGAACUUAAAUUCGCACCCACACGCACCUUCCUCGACUCUUUCAACUCGUGCAACACAGCGAUUCAACCCCUCCCCACAACCACUUUCCCCCCCCCCCCAUGGCGCCCGCCGAUUCCCCCUUCACCGAUUACUACAAGAUUCUGCUCAUAUCAGUGGAUGCCACCGACGACGAGAUCAAAUCGGCUUUCCGCCGCCUUGCGCUCAUCCACCAUCCCGAUAAACAGGUGAAAAAACCCCAAAACGCCAACGACAAUGCUGCCUCGUUUCGAAAAAUUCGCGAGGCAUACAGCAUUCUUAUUGACCCCAAUCUCCGCCCAGCACCAUUCCAAGAUCAGACACCCUUGAAGCCCUUUCCUUCGCGCAAAAAGACAAACUCGGGCGACUGGGCCAAACAGUUCGGCGAAAAAUACGUCAAAAGCAAACAUAAUGAUUGUGAAUGCCCAAACGACAGCGACCCGGAGACCGAAUGGGCUGAAGCGAAAGCAUGGUCCCGUGACUUCGACAAGGACCAACAGGACAAAUCUAACAGUGCUUCGAGUGCGAGAGAGACGUUCAGCCCGGAGCAGUUCGCUGAAUUCCCAUUCCCCAAUCUGCCGUCUACGGGAUUCCCGCCCCGUCAAUAUGCUGGUUUCGCUGCCUUCGCUGCUGGAGAUGGCGGUUGGGAUUCAUUCGGCGUACACAAGAUGUCGCAUAAGCUGGCCGUGAAGAUGCAGGCACUUGAAGGAAUUCCCGAGGACUGUAACGUUCCUCCACCACAAUGGGAGGGCGGGCUUGGCGGUUGUGUAUGCAUCUUCUGUCCUCAAAGGUCCUUCACCUACGACUGCAAGUGCUGCCCUGGCUGCGGUGCUUUAGCUUGUGCAAAGUGUUUGACGAAGAUUUCCGAGCUUGCUGAUCAAUAG
Molecule: messenger RNA, 1098 nt
Organism: Periconia digitata
Lineage: Eukaryota; Fungi; Ascomycota; Dothideomycetes; Pleosporales; Periconiaceae
Source: the annotation of a GenBank genome assembly